UUAUAAAUCGUAGCCACCAAGCAACGUCCCCAAAACACCAGGAAACAAACAAUAAAAACCAACCGGUUUGCCAGUCAUCGGUCAGCCUCAGCCAUGAUCGACGAUAAAAAACAACUCGAUCGAUCCGCACAGCAUUCGAUCACGACCUUUGAUUUAGAUAGCUUGGAAAUCGUCACGGCUCUCGGACGAGGAGCCAAAGGACUGGUGUUUCUAGCCAGAGAUAACGUGAAUGAUGAGAUUUUUGCUUUAAAAGUGAUAUCGAAAGAUUCGAUCGAGAAGAUGAAUGCUAAAGCAGUGAAUAAUAGUAAUAGGAACGAAGGGAACGAGUAUAGAAGAGUUAGUUUUGAACAGGAAGUAUUGGGGAUUGUUGAUCACCAGCUUUUACCACGGUUGCGAGGAGUUUUGGCUACCGACAAAGUCAUCGGUUACGCCAUUGAUUAUUGUCCCGGCGGUGAUCUUCAUUCUUUGAGGAAGAAACAGACCGAGAAUAUGUUCUCCGACGAUUUGAUAAGAUUUUAUGCAGCGGAAUUGGUACUGGCUUUGGAGUAUCUUCAUAAUUUAGGCAUUGUUUAUCGAGAUCUGAAGCCUGAAAAUAUUAUGAUUCAAGAAAAUGGACAUAUCAUGCUUGUAGAUUUCGAUCUUUCCACGAAACUUUCUCCAAAAUCACCAGACAAAUCAAUGUCUUUCAAAUCAGUCCAUCAAAGUCCGACUGACUCGGUCAAGAAAAACCGGUUAUUUCCGUUUGUUAGGUGGUGUAACUCGGGAAUAUCUCCUGAAGACGCGGAUUCUCAAGCAAGCUUCAAACCGGAUUGUACAGAGUUAGACUCGGCAGAGAAAUCAAACUCAUUCGUCGGAACAGAGGAGUAUGUGGCGCCAGAAAUCGUAUCAGGUAAAGGUCACGAUUUUGCCGUUGAUUGGUGGUCACUAGGGAUCGUCCUCCACGAAAUGCUGUACGGAACGACGCCGUUUAAGGGAUCGAACGAGAAGGAAACGUUUCACCAAAUUUUAACGAAACCGCCGGAACUCGUCGGCGAACGGACGUCAUUGAGGUACUUAAUAAGAAAAUUAUUAGAGAAAGAUCCAAAGCAAAGGAUCACGGUGGAAGGAAUCAAGGAGCACGAUUAUUUUAAGGGAAUCGAUUGGGAUCUGAUCCUGCGAAUCCAACGGCCACCAUACAUUCCCGCACAUUCAGUGGAGGAAAUCACAGUGGCGGUCAAGGAUGGAAUAAAAGGACUCGAUGUCGAGUUGUUCGUUCAAGAGUUAUUCGCAAACGGCGAUGACGGUGACGGCGGUGAGAAGAACAAUAAAAGUAAACACGGUGAGAACGAUCCAGGGGAUUUAAACAAAAAUAAAUGCAAAUUCCAUCGUCCCGAACAUAAUCAAUUCUCUGUUUUCUAA
This is a messenger RNA of Hibiscus syriacus, 1398 nucleotides long. RefSeq names its product serine/threonine-protein kinase OXI1-like. Bases 94 to 1398 code for a protein of 434 amino acids. The record is from RefSeq and is a predicted model, not a curated record. The transcript has 2 exons. Gene Ontology annotation, molecular function: protein serine/threonine kinase activity; ATP binding. Gene Ontology annotation, cellular component: cytoplasm; plasma membrane; nucleus. Gene Ontology annotation, biological process: protein phosphorylation. Lineage: Eukaryota; Viridiplantae; Streptophyta; Magnoliopsida; Malvales; Malvaceae.